Messenger RNA from Cygnus atratus (black swan), 1044 nucleotides. RefSeq names its product D-amino acid oxidase (gene DAO). Bases 1 to 1044 code for a protein of 347 amino acids. NCBI's taxonomy places the organism in Eukaryota, Metazoa, Chordata, Aves, Anseriformes, Anatidae. Gene Ontology annotation, molecular function: D-amino-acid oxidase activity; FAD binding. The record is from RefSeq and is a predicted model, not a curated record. The transcript has 10 exons.
AUGCGCGUCGCCGUCAUCGGGGCCGGGGUGAUCGGCCUCUCCACCGCCUUGUGCAUCCACGAGCGCUUCCACCCCCUGGUGCCCUGCCUGCAGCUGGAGGUCUACGCGGACCGCUUCACGCCGCACACCACCAGCGACGGGGCGGCGGGCCUGUGGCAGCCCUACCUGAGCGACCACGGCGAGCUGCAGGAGACGCUGUGGAACAAGGAGACCUUCGAUCACCUGCUGGGGUACCUCGGCUCGCCGGACGCGAAGGAGAUGGGGCUUUUCCCGAUUUCUGGCUACAACCUGUUUACACGGCCCGUCCCGGACCCGUCAUGGAAGAACAUUGUCCUGGGAUUCAGGAACCUGACACCGAAAGAGCUCGAACUCUUCCCUGGUUAUAGCUACGGCUGGUUCAACACAGCGCUGAUGUUGGAGUGCAGGAGCUACCUGCCCUGGCUCACCAACAGGCUAGCGCAGAGAGGAGUGAAGUUUUUCCACAAGAAGGUCGGCUCCUUCCAGGAGAUGUUUGCCCAGGGCAUGGAUGUGGUCAUCAACUGCACCGGGGUUCGUGCCGGGGAGCUGCAGCCAGACCCGGCGUUGCAGCCCGCCCGCGGGCAGGUCCUAAAGGUCCAGGCCCCGUGGGUGAAGCACUUCAUCAUCACUCACGACAUGGACUCCGGGAUCUACAACUCGCCGUACGUCAUACCGGGGAGUGAGCUCACCGUCUUGGGUGGGAUAUUCCAGCAAGGCAACUGGAACGAAGAGAACAGCGCCCAGGACCACAAAACCAUCUGGGAGAAGUGCUGCAAGCUGCUGCCCACGCUCCAGAAAGCAAAGAUCGUGGAGGAGUGGAGCGGCCUGAGACCGGCGCGCCCCAGAGUCCGCCUGGAGAGGGAGACCCUCCGCCACGGGCACUCGCAGGCAGAGGUGAUACACAACUACGGGCACGGCGGCUUCGGGAUCACCAUCCACUGGGGCUGCGCCAUGGCAGCGGCCAGGCUGUUGGGGAGCAUCCUGCAGGAGAAGCAGCUGGCCAGGCCGCCCCGGUCCCACCUGUGA